Tarenaya hassleriana is the source of this 1608-nucleotide messenger RNA. RefSeq names its product spermidine coumaroyl-CoA acyltransferase. Bases 68 to 1435 code for a protein of 455 amino acids. NCBI's taxonomy places the organism in Eukaryota, Viridiplantae, Streptophyta, Magnoliopsida, Brassicales, Cleomaceae. The record is from RefSeq and is a predicted model, not a curated record. The transcript is spliced from 4 exons.
ACACACACACACAUAUUUAAGCAUAUAUAAAUUUCAACAGCAUCUUAUUAUUAUCUUAAGAAAAUUAAUGAAGACGGGAAGCGAGGAGAUCAGAUUGUGUCCCAUAGUGGUGGAGAAGUCGGACGUCAUUCUGGUGAAACCCUCGGCCCCGACACCAAUCAUCACGUCUCUCUCUCUUUCAACCAUCGACAACGAUCCGUACAUCGAAACCCUAGCCAAAACGAUAUACGUAUACAGCCAAAACGACGCCGUCACCGAGCCGGCAUACGUGGUGGUGGAGAAGGCGCUGUCAAAGGCGCUGGUUUACUACUACCCACUGGCGGGAAAACUCAGGAGGAGGAAAGAGGACAUGAGGCUCGAGCUUAGGUGCAGCGAAGGAGACGGCGUGCCGUUGAUAAGGGCGAGAGCGGCAUGCACUCUGGCUAGCGUGAACCACUUGGAGGGGAGUGGGGCUGACGUGGAGGAGCUGGUUCCACGUCACGAGGGUGGUGGUGGGUGGUACGAGCCGCUGGCUCUGCAGGUGACGAGCUUCUCGUGCGGAGGGAUGACGAUAGGAAUGGCGCUGUCUCACUCCGUCUGCGAUGGCUUCGGUGCUUCUCAGUUCUUCCGAGCCGUCUCUGAGCUAGCCUCCGGUCUCACCCGCCCCUCCGUUAUUCCCCUCUGGCACCGCCAUCUCCUCACCUUUCGUCCUCAGGAACUCGAUGAGGAUUCAAACUCGAAGCUGCAUGAUUUCCCAUCAAUGUCCUCCGUCGCAACAUCUCCCUACNCGCCAGCAGACGACAUGGUCCGUGAAAUCGUCAAUGUUACAUCCGAAGACAUAACAAGACUCAAGACAAUGAUAGCGAACGAGGAGGAUACGACGGUUAUAAAUCCGACGACUUUGGAGGUUCUUGGGGCGCACGUGUGGAGAGCAAGAUGCCGAGCCUUGAAGCUUAAUCCACAAGGCAUCACCCUUUUCGGGCUGGCGGUUGGCAUACGCCACCUGGUGAAGCCGCCGUUGCCAGAGGGAUACUACGGCAACGCCUUCGUGAAAUCCCACGUGGGAAUGAGGGCUGCAGAGCUGGCCGAGUCUCCGCUCUCACGCAUCGUCAAACUCAUAAGGGAGGUGAAGAAAAGGGCCAUGGAGGAGAGGUACCUGAUGGAGCAGUUGAGGGAGACAGAGAGAAUGUUGAAGAAGAAGGCGGAGUUCGAAGGAGGGAAUGGAGCGUUCAUGCUGCUGACGGACUGGAGGCAACUGGGUCUUCUGCAAGAAGUUGAUUUUGGAUGGAAAGAGUCGGUGAACAUAAUACCGUUGGUUCCGCUGAAUCUACCUGAUAUGUGUAUAUUCUUGCCUCCUUCCAAGAUGGUGCCUUCCAUGAAAGACGGCGUCCGGGUGCUGGUUACUCUCCCGAGAGCCGCCAUGGCCAACUUCAGGCAAGAGAUCAUCUGUAUGUGAUGAAACAUAUGUAUAUCAUUUGGUUGCAUAAUCUUCCUCUAUCCUUGUUGGGAAUGAUAUUAGAUACUAUGCCUUUGAAUGUAUCCUAUUAUAUGUAAGAUGGUUGUACUUACUUGCACGUUGCUCAUUGUAAUUGAUUUCACCAACUAACUACAUCUUCAAAAUGUUCAUCA